UGGUGUGUUGUGUUUCAGAGAGUGGAGCAGCUAACCGGUCACUGUGAGGAUGCUGUCAACCUUCUCCAGAGUACCAUCACUGGUCUGGAGUCUACUGCCCUGCCAACUACCGCUGAGGUAACUACCGUGUUAAACAACAAUCUACACAUUAGUUGGAGUCUACUGCCCUGCCAACUACCGCUGAGGUAACUACCGUGUUAAUACACACAUCUACACAUUAGUCUGGAGUCUACUGCCCUGCCAACUACCGCUGAGGUAACUACCGUGUUAAUACACACAUCUACACAUUAGUCUGGAGUCUACUGCCCUGCCAACUACCGCUGAGGUAAACUACCGUGUUAAUACACACAUCUACACAUUAGUCUGGAGUCUACUGCCCUGCCAACUACCGCUGAGGUAACUACCGUGUUAAUACACACAUCUACACAUUAGUCUGGAGUCUACUGCCCUGCCAACUACCGCUGAGGUAACUACCGUGUUAAUACACACAUCUACACAUUAGUCUGGAGUCAUGGGCCUGCCAAUACCGCUGAGGUAAACUACCGUGUUAAUACACACAUUACACAUUAGUUCGGAGUCUACUGCCCUGCCAACUACCGACUGAGGUAAACUACCGUGUAAUACACAAUUACACAUUAGUCUGGAGUCUACUGCCCUGCCAACUACGUGAGGAAACUACCGUGUUAAUAACACACAUCUACCAUAGUCUGGAGACUACUGCCCUCACUACCGCUGAGGUAACUACCGUGUAAUACACCAUCUACACAUUAGUCUGGAGUUACUGCCCUGCCAACUACCGCUGAGGUAACUACCGUGUUAAUACACAUAUUAGUCUGGAGCAGGGCUGUGGCAGUCAUGACAUUUUGUCAGCCGGUGAUUGUCAAGCAAAUAACGGUCUCACUGUAAUUGACCAUGAAUUAACAUAAACACAUUCAGCAUCUGCUAGCUUCCACACAUAGCCUAUAAGCCACUGAUGUAGACCUUUUGAAACAUCUACAUUUUAAAAAGUCUAAUAAAUCCAUAGCCUACACCAUCACAAUAAAUCACCAUUAUGUAUUUUAGACAGGUCUAAAGAAACAGGAAGAAAAUGUAGUCUAUUUCAGGCCUUGUUCUGGCUAUGCCAUAUGGCUGUGGGCUACACAAGUUCAUUUAGCAGACAAGAUUUGCUUAGAAUUUCGUGCCGUUAUUUAAUAUUAUUUUAUAGUAUGAAGAAUACUAUUGAACAAAGCUGAAUAAAAUAUAAAGGAUAUUUUCUCCAAAAGAUUUUAGGGAGUGCGCACAUGCGGCUAUUCUGUGUUGAGCGGUUAACAAAGAAACAGGUCCUCCUAUAUGCAUAAUUUAGAGUUUAUUUAUGCAACUUUAGUUGUGAUCAUAACAUACAGCCCAACGUUUGUAUGUUUAAUACAUUCCAAGGCUGCGUGGUGCGACUCUAAUGAUGAUUUGAAAAAAGUAGCUUUGUUUUUGGUGCAGGCUGUACACACUUCAUCAGUCUCUCAUUCACAAUUUGACAAUCACUUGAUAAUGCCUCGAAUUUCCCGGCUGCAUCCCCUUUGUGUGGCCAUAAUGCCCCCUAAAAUAAUCCAUGCCUUUUGCGGCCAGCGGCCGUUGUGCCCUUGGGCUGAAUAUAGUAAUUAUAAUUCCCUUCUCUCGGCUGCGUGCUCCGCACCACUCACUAACUUUUAAUCUUGUCUUUACAUAUACUAAAUAAUGUGUGAAAUUUGUUUUGGUAAACGCCCAGGCAACAUAGUUGAUCUGUUAUGAACGUAGAGCUUGUAUUUAGUUAGCUAGUUUCACCAAGAUAUGGAUGCAUUUUCUCCGGUACAGUUGUAGUGUCUUAAUUUGACCACCUUGUUGCAGGACAUUUAAAACUUGUAAUGUAUUUGAGGUUUAAAAGGCUUCUUCUCAAGUUUCCAAUUUCUGACUUGAUUUUCCCUUACGGAAAAUGUAUCAACCCCUACAAACAUUUUCAUUCAUUUUAAAAUACCAAAAAUAAUUCCAGUUCCCGGUUUUUGGGAAUUUUUCCCUGGCAAAACUCCCCAAAUUUAAACCUAACUGUUGGUCAACUAUUAGCUUUAAACCAAAUACCCAGGGGGUUACAUUUUCCCAAACCCAAAAGUCAUCCUCCUCCCCUCUCCAACCCCCUUCCUCUCUCCCCUUCUCUGCUCCUUCCUCCACCCUUCCCCUUUCCCCCCCUCCUCCUUUCUCCUUAUCCCCCCCCCCCCUCCUUUCCCCCCCCCUCCUCCUUCUCCUCUCUCUCUCCCCUCCUCCCUCCUCAGACCUAGCUCUCUCCCCUUUCCUUCUCCCUCCCUCCUCCGCUCCUGUCCUUCUCUGCUCUUCUCCUCCCUCUCCUCUCUCUCUCCUCUCUCCCCUCCUCCUAUCCCCUCUCAUGGCAUUGCUACCUCUCCUCCUCAAAAAUUUCCCCUUCCCUCUCGCCCCCUUCCCCUCUCUCUCCUCCCUACCCCCUUUUAACUAUCUCCUUCUAUCCUCAUUAAAAGGCCCCUCCAUAGUCCCCCUCCAAUCCCCUGCAAAUAGUCAUGCGCAGAGCCAACAAAACCUCUCCUAGACCCCUUUCCCUCCCCUUCCUCUCUCUAUGAUCCUCCCUCCCUCUUACCCCCUUUCUCCCCCGCUCUCCUCUCCUCUUCCCUCCUUUCUCUUCUCCUCCCUAUCGCCUUUUCCCUACUUCCUCUCCCUCUCUUCUCUGUGUCCGUCACAUACUUCCCUAUCUCAUACAUGCCUUAAACCCAUCCCCCUCUCGCUCUUUAACCCAUAACCCUUUAGCGCGGUCUGGGGAAACUUCUCACCUCCCACCCCCUCUUGCCUCCUUCCCCCCUAUUUCCUCCCCCUUUUCCCCCACUUCCCCCUCUCUCCUCUCUCCCUCUCUCUCCUUUCCUCUAACCACAGACCAGACCGUAAGUAUAUCUGCUGGCCUGGCAGUUCAUCUAAUCUGUGUGACUGGGCCUCAGCUAUUGCUCCAGAGGGGGCCAGGCUUUAUUACUGCCGUCUGUCUGAAGGAGGUGAUGGACUCAGGGAGAGGAGAAAGGAACCCCUAGGGAAUAUAUUUUACCAUGAUUCAUUUAGGCAGUAAGGCCUUGGACAGCUUGUAUUUCAUUUAGCUUUAAAUGGUCUUGACGAUGGGGCAUUGGUUGCUGUUUGCCCUGUCUUGGUUGCUGUGUAGAGAACCUCACAGUCGUGGUCAAAAGUUUUGAGAAUGACCCAAGUAUUGGUCUUCACAAAGUUUGCUGCUUCAGUGUUUUUAGAUAUUUUUGUCAGAUGUUACUAUGGUAUACUGAAGUAUCUCCCGAGUGGCGCAGUGGUCUAAGGAAAAAAGGCUGUGCCACUAGAGAUCCUGGUUCGAAUCCAGGCUCUGUAGUAGCCGGCCGCGACCGGGAGACCCAUGGGGCGGCGCACAAUUGGCCCAGCGUCGUCUAGGGGAGGGAAUGGCCGGCAGGGAUGUAGCUCAGUUGGUAGAGCAUGGCGUUUGCAACGCCAGGGUUGUGGGUUCGAUUCCCACGGGGGGCCAGUAUGAAAAAACAAAAUAUAUAAAAAAUGUAUGCACUCACUAACUGUAAGUCGCUCUGGAUAAGAGCGUCUGCUAAAUGACUAAAAUGUAAAUGUAUAAUUACAAGCAUUCCAUAAGUGUCAAAGGCUUUUAUUGACAAUUACAUUAAGUUUAUGCAAAGAGUCAAUAUAUGCAGUGUUGACCCUUCUUUUUCAAGACCUCUGCAAUCCGCCCUGGCAUGCUGUCAAUUAACUUCUGGGCCACAUCCUGACUGAUGGCAGCCCAUUCUUGCAUAAUCAAUGCUUGGAGUUUGUCAGAAUUUGUGGGUUUUUGUUUGUCCACCCGCCUCUUGAGGAUUGACCACAAGUUCUCAAUGGGAUUAAGGUCUGGGGAGUUUCCUGGCCAUGGACCCAAAAUGUCGAUGUUUUGUUCCCCGAGCCACUUAGUUAUCACUUUUGCCUUAUGGCAAGGUGCUCCAUCAUGCUGGAAAAGGCAUUGUUCGUCACCAAACUGUUCUUGGUUGGUUGGGAGAAGUUGCUCUCGGAGGAUGUGUUGGUACCAUUCUUUAUUCAUGGCUGUGUUCUUAGGCAAAAUUGUGAGUGAGCCCACUCCCUUGGCUGAGAAGCAACCCCACACAUGAAUGGUGUCAGGAUGCUUUACUGUUGGCAUGACAAAGGACUGAUGGUAGCGCUCACCUUGUCUUCUCCGGACAAGCUUUUUUCCGGAUGCCCCAAACAAUCGGAAAGGGGAUUCAUCAGAGAAAAUGACUUUACCCCAGUCCUCAGCAGUCCAAUCCCUGUACCUUUUGCAGAAUAUCAGUCUGUCCCUGAUGUUUUUCCUGGAGAGAAGUGGCUUCCUCGCUGCCCUUCUUGAGACCAGGUCAUCCUCCAAAAGUCUUCGCCUCACUGUGUGUGCAGAUGCACUCACACCUGCCUGCUGCCAUUCCUGAGCAAGCUCUGCACUGGUGGUGCCCCGAUCCCGCAGCUGAAUCAACUUUAGGAGACGGUCCUGGCACUUGCUGGACUUUCUUGGGCGCCCUGAAUCCUUCUUCACAACAAUUGAACCUCUCUCCUUGAAGUUCUUGAUGAUCCGAUAAAUGGUUGAUUUAGGUGCAAUCUUACUAGCAGCAAUAUCCUUGCCUGUGAAGCCCUUUUUGUGCAAAGCAAUGAUGACAGCACGUGUUUCCUUGCAGGUAACCAUGGUUAACAGAGGAAGAACAAUGAUUUCAAGCUCCACCCUCCUUUUAAAGCUCCCAGUCUGUUAUUCUAACUCAAUCAGCAUGACAGAGUGAUCUCCAGCCUUGUCCUCGUCAACACUCUCACCUGUGUUAACGAGAGAAUCACUGACAUGAUGGCAGCUGGUCAUUUUGUGGCAGGGCUGAAAUGCAGUGGAAAAGUUUUUUGGGGAUUAAGUUCAUUUUCAUGGCAAAGAGAGACUUUGCAAUUAAUUGCAAUUCAUCUGAUCACUCUUCAUAACAUUCUGGAGUAUAUGAAAAUUGCCAUCAUAAAAACUGAGGCAGCAGACUUUGAGAAAAUUAAUAUUUGUGUCAUUCUCAAAACCUUUGACCACGACUGUAGUCAGGAGACUUAGUCAGGAUUGUGACACACUGAUCUAUAUAGAUGUAGGGUGUGUCUUGGCCUCGGUAGCUCUCUCUCUGCAUCUGGUUUUCAGGGGAAAUGGAAGAGAGCCUGUGAUGCAACUUCCGCUUUUGGCCGUUAACAAGGUGAUACUCCAUCUUAACUCCUCCAUUUACUGAAUUGGUUGAACAGAAGAGAACCUCCCCCGAUAGGUUUUGGUUGUGUUCUCAUCAGGACCAGAAUGUGGGGCAUCCUGCUCAGGUGUUUCUUUUACGCCUGCUACCUUAGGUUUAUCAAGACCUGUCCUCCCAUACAACAGUCCCUUCCUCUCUACCAACCAUCCUCCUCUCUCUACCAUCCGAAGCCGAUGUGAGAUCGCGGGGUCUGCAGUGGUUACUCUCUCAUUCUCCAUCAAAGCGGCCUCCAGAAGAGAGCCCUAGGACAAGGCACAUGACGUCCUGCUGCUACGGAAGAGAGAGUAACGACAGCAGAGGAGAAGAACGCAAUAGGCCGCCGUGAGACUACGCGCGAACCGUGGAUCAGCGCGAGAGUCCUAGAGGGAGAGCGAGCAGCGGGCUACGAGAGGCGUAGCGACUGAGAAGAGCACGAAGGGCGACGCCUCAGGCGAAUGCUCUAAGCAGCAAGAAGCGCUCAGUCGAUGCCUACGCGCAAGAACUCCGGCCAGACGUCUCAGCUACCCGCGUCUCCGCUCCUCGCCUCUCCUCUCCUCCCGUCUCCCUCUCACUCUUCCACUCCCUCCCCUCCCUCCCCUCCCCUCCCUUCCCUCUCCUCUCCUCUCCUCUCCUCUCCUACUACUCUUCUCCUCUUCAUCAAUUCAUCUCUUUCCCUUCUAUUUUUCUUCCUCUCUAUUCCUCCUCGUGGCGUACAGAGAGAGACCUUCAGCCAACACACACACACACACACACACACACACACACACACAUUGCGUCCAGAGGCUGAGCCCCAGAAAAACAAACCUGUGUUAAACACUUAAGAUCAACUGCAAGCGUUCAUGUCUCCUCCCAGUCUCAGUGAUUUGAGCUAUUUGUCUUCUUGACUUCACAUACAUUCCACAGACAUGUUGCAAUGAUAAUAAUGAUCCCUUUCUCUCAACCACACAGCAUAUCUCUGUUAGCAUAUUAUUCCCAUGUGCUGGCAUAUUGAUCAAGUAACACGUCACUGUUGUUUACCAGCUGUCUCAACCACCUGUUCUCUGAACUAAAGACGUGGUGUUGUUUAUCACAGAGUGUCAAACAUGGGGCACAAAUACAGUGCAAAAAUGUUUGUUAGCUGUACAGUACGCCACUUUGGAUAGUCCACCUAAUCCCUGUGCCUGUAUCAAGCUCCAAUAUCUGUUGAAUCAUGAAUUACUCAAUUGAAUGGAGGGAAGUGAAUCAUAGUGGUUUCCUUUCCUUACUUUGACAGCUUUAUCUGUAGAACAAUAGUCCAAUAUAUUCCUAACUACAUUGUUUUACCUGCUAUCACAUGACUCAACUGUAUCUGAGUAACAGUGAGCCAACAGAAUGUGUUCAGCCGCUAUCAAGGACAUAUCCUGGUUCUGUCCUGGGGUCACUAGACUGGUACUGUCCAGUAUGGUUCUGUCCUGGGGUCACUAGACUGGUACUGUCCAGUAUGGUUCUGUCCUGGGGUCACUAGACUGGUAACUGUCCAGUAUGGUUCUGUCGCUGGGACACUGUCAUAUGGUUCGGUCCUGGGUACUGUACAGUCCAUUGGUUCUGUCCUGGGGGUCACGUAGACUGGUACUGUCCAGUAUGGUUCUGUCCUGGGGUCACUAGACUGGUACUGUCCAGUAUGGUUCUGUCCUGGGGUCACUAGACUGGUACUGUCCAGUAUGGUUCUGUCCUGGGGUACUAGACUGGUACUGUACAGUAUGGUUCUGUCCUGGGGUCACUAGACUGGUACUGUCCAGUAUGGUUCUGUCCUGGGGUCACUAGACUGGUACUGUCCAGUAUGGUUCUGUCCUGGGGUCACUAGACUGGUACUGUCCAGUAUGGUUCUGUCCUGGGGUCACUAGACUGGUACUGUCCAGUAUGGUUCUGUCCUGGUCCUGGGGUCACUAGACUGGUACUGUCCAGUAUGGUUCUGUCCUGGGGUCCACUAGACUGGUACUGUCCAGUAUGGUUCUGUCCUGGGGUCACUAGACUGGUACUGUCCAGUAUGGUUCUGUCCUGGGGUCACUAGACUGGUACUGUCCAGUAUGGUUCUGUCCUGGGUCACUAGACGGUACGGUAGGUAGCGUCCUGCCUGGGUGGGAACUUAGUGUACAGCCAGUAUUUCUGCCUCCUGGGUUUGAACUGGACUGUCGCAUAUGGUCUGUCGGGUUCAUAUAACUGGUAGUCCAGUAGGUUCUGUCCUUGUGGGCAUAGACUGGUAUGUCCAGUAUGUUAUGUUGGGUCUAACUUCUGUCAGUGGUUGUCCUGGGGACACUAGACUGGUACUGUACAGUAUGGUUCUGUCCUGGGGUCACUAGACUGGUACUGUCCAGUAUGGUUCUGUCCUGGGGUCCGAUACUAGACUGGUACUGUCCAGUAUGGUUCUGUCCUGGUCCUGGGGUCACUAGACUGGUACUGUCCAGUAUGGUUCUGUCCUGGGGUCACUAGACUGGUACUGUCCAGUAUGGUUCUGUCCUGGGGUUACUAGACUGGUACUGUACAGUAUGGUUCUGUCCUGGGGUUACUAGACUGGUACUGUCCAGUAUGGUUCUGUCGUGUGUCCACACUCCGCCUCCAGGUAGAAUAAGCCCUCCCUCCCUGGUAGGGAAGCUGUAGUCUACAGCCAGUAUUUAACCCAGGUGUAACCUGGACUAGUCAGAACUCAUCUGGUCUGGGAGAUUUCUGAGUUAUCAAUUACAGGAGAUAUCAGGAGAGUCUAAUGAAGACAUCCUCUAAUGUGGGCCUAUUCAUCUUGCUAUUGCUCACACUAAAAUAUGAAAUUGAAAUGUGGUGCAACUCUUCAGGUGUAAAACACACCCUGGCCUGCCUGCCUGCCUGCCUGCCUGCCUGCCUGCCUGCCUGCCUGCCUGCCUGCCUGCCUGUCCUGUCUGUCUGUCUGUCUGUCUGUCUGUCUGUCUGUCUGUCUGUCUGUCUGGUGAGGGAGAGUCAGGGAGAGCCUGUCUGUCUGUCUGUCUGUCUGUCUGGCGAGGGAGACAUGACAUGAUGAUUAACAGGUCAUAUCUGAUGUCAUGUUUAGGAAGGGUAUGAUGUGUGUUGUAUUUAGAAGAGAUCUUCCUAUGUGGCGUAAUCAUCGUAUUAUUGCUUAACAGUUUUUGUGUGUUUCUCCCAUAUCAACAGCACAUUGAGCGGUCUGGUAGAGUUGAAUUACAGGACGGGAGAUGUCAUGUUUAGGAAGGGUGUUUGGUGUAUGUGGAAGAGUUCUGUCAACCCCCCCCUCUCUCUCUCUCUCUCCCCCAGGAGGCCCAGGUGUUACUCGCCAGGUACAGGGGUGUGAUGGGUAGCGUCCUGGAGGACACCCGAUUGGCUAGACUACAGCUGGAGGGUCGGAGUUCCAACUCUGCUGGCCCCGCCUCCGCCAAAGAUGGCAAACCAGUGUCAGCCUCAUGACCGACUAGCAGGUCAUGAUUGCAGUCAUUAAACCCAUUGGUCAGCCUCACUGACGACUACAGGUAAUGAUUCAGUCAUUAAACCAAGUGUUAAGCCUCACUUGACGACUACAGUAAGAUUCAGUUCAAUUAAACCAGUGUCAGCCUCCACUGACGACUACAUGGGUAAUGAUUUCAUCUCAUUAAACCAGGUUCAGUUCUCACCGACGACUACCAGGUAA
This is a messenger RNA of Coregonus sp. 'balchen', 8877 nucleotides long. The record is from the annotation of a GenBank genome assembly. Lineage: Eukaryota; Metazoa; Chordata; Actinopteri; Salmoniformes; Salmonidae.